AUGAAGGCCAAGAUUAGUGAGGAGCAAGUCUGGAAGAGCCAGAUUGCUAAAGUCCUAAUGGAGCACCUGGCUGUCCCAUCAGACAGAUCCUCGUCAAUACCGACAAAGCCUGAGACAAUCGAUCAAAUCAGCCACAAGAAACCAACCAUACACAUGCUGAAGCUGAUGGAUGUCUCAGAUAACUCGGCCGAGAGCAUCGGUCAAGUGUUUUCUACUAUCCUUCUUCAAUCAGGAUUGUCCGACCAGGAGUUCUAUGGGCGUCUCCAGCCGAUGGACGGUGACUUGGGGACCAUUCAGAAUUUUAACAGCCUCAGGUUGCAGCGAUUGCCAAGCCCUUAUGGCAAGGAAAGCCUGAAUAAUAUAGUCUUCCAGCUUGGGGCUUCUCACACCUUAUGGAAUGUCGCAUCGACUAUAUUCACUCAUAACUUUGGCGACCCAACCGAUCAGUCUAACUGUGGCGCUUGGCAGUUCUUGGAAGCUUUGGGAUUCCCAUCGGAUAAAGCAAUUCAGAAGAAAGAUUUUACCCUGAUGAUCAAUCAGAUGGAAAAAGUGAUGGAGGCAACCUUGUACUACUGUUUGCGUGUGGUAUUGAAGAACCAGUUUGAAAAUAUAGGUGAAAAACUAGUAACUCUGCCAACUGAACAAUGGAAUGAAAUAGUCAACCAGUGCUAUCGCCGGUUUUGCUCACUUGAAGCUCGUCGGGAUGCUGCCCAACAAUCCGACCCAAAACUAAACAACACUUUGAUUAUGUUACAUGAUUUCUCCUCGGUUGUGGAAGCAAAGAGAUCUAUGAAGGCUGGUGAUAUCGGCCGCCUAAUCAAUGUCUGGAAGAAGUGGUACCUAAUGACUCAGGGGCUUAAAGGCCUGACAAACUACUCAUCUUACCUCCCUCGAUUGGUCCUGUUGUUAACUGAGGUCCUCUCACCAGACCUUCGGAAAUACCUCAGCCACAAUCUGUUAAUGUCACCUACCGGUCGACCAAAUCACUUUGUCGGAAAAGACCAAUGGCUUGAAUGCCAGAACUACUGGCUAAAGUAUGUCUACAACCACACCGGAAAUGGUACUAAGAUUGACCGGCUCCGAGACCUCUUUUCGGUCAACAUCGGAGUGUUGCAGGGAAUGUUCCAAUCACUCAAAGUCGAUUGUGGGGCAACUGUCGUUCAUCAGUCGCACAAAAUUCAGCUGACUCAUUGA
Messenger RNA from Puccinia graminis f. sp. tritici CRL 75-36-700-3, 1194 nucleotides. RefSeq lists its product as uncharacterized. The record is from RefSeq and is a predicted model, not a curated record. The transcript has 3 exons. Lineage: Eukaryota; Fungi; Basidiomycota; Pucciniomycetes; Pucciniales; Pucciniaceae. Bases 1 to 1194 code for a protein of 397 amino acids.